AUGCGCGCCUGGCUCGUCUCCGCCCGCGGCCCCCCCACCACCGUCCUCAAACUCACCACCACCCUCCCAACCCCUACCCCCCAGCCCACCCAACUCCUCAUCCGCAUCUCCCACGCCGCCCUCAACCCCGGCAGCAAAGCCCUCAUGCUGCUAAUCCCCCAAUUCCUGCGCGCCUCGCCCUCCAUCCCGGAGAUCGACUUCGCCGGCACCGUCGUCGCCGCUGGCGCCUCCGCGCCCUCCCAGUUCCCCAUCGGCACGCGCGUCUUCGGGUGCCUGCACCUCAAGUCCAUGGCAGCCGGGAAGGGGGUGUUGGCGGACUACAUCGCGAUCAACAGCGAAGAGGGGGGCGUGGCGGUGCUGCCGGCGAGCUGGAGCUUCGAGCAAGGGGCGGGAUUGGCGUGUUGCGCGAUCACGGCGCUGAAUAUGUGCCGGGCGUCGGGGAUGCGGGAGGGGGAGCGGGUGCUGGUGAAUGGGGCGAGUGGGGGCGUGGGGACGAUGGCGGUGCAGGUGGCACGGGCGAUGGGGGCGGGGGAGGUGGUGGCGGUUUGUUCGGGGCGGAAUGCGGAGAUGGUUAGGGGGUUGGGGGCGGAUGAGGUCAUUGAUUAUCAGGCGCAUCAUCCGGUUGGGGCAUUUUUGGAGGAGCGGUUCAAGUAUAAGCCGUUUGAUCGCAUCUUCGACGCUGUGGGUGUGCAAGCGUUAUAUUCGAAGAGUCCGCGGUAUCUCAAAGAGGACGGCGUUUUCGUUAACGUUGGGGGGUAUGAAGGGGACCUGAGGUUUGUCUUGAACGGGCUGCGGAAUAGGUUCCUGCCUCGCUGGUUAGGGGGUACGCCGAGGAAGUACAUUGGAAUCAGCACUCCCAGCACUAACGAAUCUGCGGCGACUAUUGCCGGGUUCGCUGCUGAAGGGAAGGUGAAAACGAUUGUCGAAAAAGUCUUCAACUUAGAAGAUGUUCUGGAGGCAUACAAGCUCUUAGAGAGUCAAAGAGCUAGGGGUAAGAUCAUUAUCAGGAUUCAGGACAGCGAUAAGACGAAGUGA
This is a messenger RNA of Mytilinidion resinicola, 1035 nucleotides long. RefSeq names its product NAD(P)-binding protein. The coding region runs from base 1 to 1035 and encodes 344 amino acids. The transcript is spliced from 3 exons. The record is from RefSeq and is a predicted model, not a curated record. Gene Ontology annotation, cellular component: mitochondrion. Gene Ontology annotation, molecular function: oxidoreductase activity; zinc ion binding. NCBI's taxonomy places the organism in Eukaryota, Fungi, Ascomycota, Dothideomycetes, Mytilinidiales, Mytilinidiaceae.